AUGAGUUUUGGAUUCUCUAUGGAUUCGAAUAGUUUGGUUCAGAAAACAUCAGAUUUAACAACAACUAUAAAAGCAAGAGCUGUUGAACUUGGAUACUACGAAGAUGAGUUUAUUGACAAAUUUGUUGAGACAUCAUCUCAAGCCACUCUUAUGACCAUUGUUCAUGUAGUUCGUUCUAAUGCUUUUCGGCUUGUUCUGGACAAAUUCAUUGAAUCAUUUCCAGACCAAACUGUUCAAUUUGUUAAUCUUGGAGCUGGAUUUGAUACCAUAUCAUUCUAUGCUCUGAAAAAGUAUCCUAAUGUUAUUUGUUUUGAUACUGAUUUUGAUGAUCAAAUGAAAACUAAAUCUAAGAUCAUAUAUGAAAAUGACUGUUUCAAACAACUUUUACCAGAUCUUAAAUUGGAAAAUGGAUUCAUAACAUCAAAUAGAUAUAAAAUUGUACCAUUUGAUUUAUCGAAUCUUAAUGAUUUUAAUAAUCUUAUUAAUGCUGGAUUAUCACCAAAAUAUCCAACGUUAUAUAUGGCGGAAUUUGUCUUUAUGUAUGUAAAAUCGGAAUAUGUAAAUGAGAUGUUACUUCCUACAGAAGUUACAAAGUUUUAUAACAAAGUACUUUCAUCUGCAGGUGUUAAAGUGUAUGGUCCACUCGAGUAUCCAAGUAUAGAAUCCCAAAUCCAAAGAUAUAGUAAACGUUGGAAUGUGAAGAUGGUUUGCUAUAGCGAGUUUUAUAACAUGAACACUUCAGAGGAAGAGAAAAAGAGAAUAAUUGUAAUAUUACAUAUGGAUAAUGUUUUUCAGGAAUUGGAAGACUUUAAGGAUAUGAGAGAAUUAGGAGUCUUCUGUUCUCAUUUCUUUGUCACUGUAUUAUAUAAGCAUGAGUUAUCCAAAGUAUUGGAACUUUUUAAUGUAGAUGACUAUAAUUAUGUUGUGAGAGGUGAAUAUGAUAUUCCAUUCGGUUUAAAAUUCGAUUAUAAUACAGAAUUUAAUAUUAAUUGUUUUAAUAAAAUUUUUAUUGGAAAUGUUGAUCUAGAGGAAAUUUUAUACCGUUCAGAAACUGAUUCUAAUUCAAGUUUUCUCAACGAGUUUAACGUCAAAACUUGA
Theileria annulata is the source of this 1098-nucleotide messenger RNA. Its product is annotated as leucine carboxyl methyltransferase, putative. The record is from RefSeq and is a predicted model, not a curated record. NCBI's taxonomy places the organism in Eukaryota, Apicomplexa, Aconoidasida, Piroplasmida, Theileriidae. The coding region runs from base 1 to 1098 and encodes 365 amino acids. Gene Ontology annotation, molecular function: methyltransferase activity. Gene Ontology annotation, biological process: methylation. The transcript is spliced from 8 exons.